AUGCAGUACAAAAACCUUUGUGUAGGACCAAACGGUGCAACAGUUUAUGAGUUUUCAUCUCAAUAUCACCACGAGAGUCGUGCUCUUAAUAUUUUAUUACGCGAUCCAACAUUUGUUUGGUUCAGUAGCUAUUAUCAGAGUCUUCCACAGCAUCUCACAUUGAAAUUCGACAAGCAAUAUAACAUUCGUCGUGUUGGUCUUUAUCUUCAUGGUGAAAACAACCAAAAUCCAAAAGAAAUAGAAUUCCUCCUUGGAACAGAUCCAAAAGACAUGAAAGUUGUUAAACACGUUACACUUGAACAUAGAGCCGGUGAACACUUCUUCGAUCUUGAUCAGCCAGUUCCUGCUGAAUAUAUUACAGUUAGAUGCCUUGAGAAUUUUGGAGGUUCUGGCGUCUGCAUUUCAAAGAUGUACGCUUUCUGCGUCUAA
Molecule: messenger RNA, 429 nt
Organism: Trichomonas vaginalis G3
Lineage: Eukaryota; Parabasalia; Trichomonadida; Trichomonadidae
Product: F5/8 type C domain containing protein family
Exons: 1
Coding region: 1-429 (142 amino acids)
Source: RefSeq, a predicted model, not a curated record